AUGGAUUAUUUUGGCCUCCUCGUCCUGCUGACCAUGGCCAGGCUGGCGCAGAGCCAGUACACCUGCGGAUGGACUUGCGGCCUCCGACCCAUGGUGUCUGACUCCAUACCUCAUGAUGACAGCAUGACACGUGUCGUGGGUGGUGCAGAUGCCAAGCCAGGGGCCUGGCCGUGGAUGGUCAGCAUCCAGCAUCCGAGCAUACCAGGCACAAAGCAUUUCUGUGGAGGGUCCCUCAUCAGGGCAGAUUGGGUCCUCACAGCUGCCCACUGCUUUGACCUCAUUUUUAACAGCAGCUUGGUGUACGUGGUGAUUGGGGCCACCCAGUUGACUCAGCCAGGCCCUGGGGCACAAGUCCGCCAAAUGAAGAAGUUAAUACGUCAUGAAAACUAUAAGAGACGUGACAUGAGCAAUGACAUUGCCUUGAUGGAACUGAACAAGCCUGUUGACUGCAGCCCCUACGUCCAGCUGGCCUGUGUGGCCGAUGCUAUCUUAGGGUUGUCAGUGGCACAGGAGCGCAACUGCUGGAUUGCUGGUUGGGGUGCCACCACUGCAAAAGAUAAAACUCCAAGUGAUCACCUGCAGGAGGCCAAGGUCCAGCUCAUCAAUACCCAGCUGUGUAACAGCACCUUCUGGAACUCAGGGAAAAUCCACACCCACAACUUGUGUGCUGGUUACCCACAGGGUGGCAUCGACACCUGCCAGGGUGACAGCGGUGGUCCUCUCAUGUGCCAAGACAAACAUGCUGACUACUGGUGGGUUGUUGGAGUGACCAGCUGGGGAAAAAGCUGUGGCAGAGCAAGGCGGCCGGGAGUCUAUACCUCCACUCAGCAGUUCUAUGACUGGAUUCUGGCCCAUAUGAACGCAGAGAACAUUUAA
Molecule: messenger RNA, 876 nt
Organism: Melozone crissalis (California towhee)
Lineage: Eukaryota; Metazoa; Chordata; Aves; Passeriformes; Passerellidae
Product: acrosin-like
Exons: 5
Coding region: 1-876 (291 amino acids)
Biological process (GO): acrosome reaction; proteolysis
Molecular function (GO): serine-type endopeptidase activity
Source: RefSeq, a predicted model, not a curated record